Parastagonospora nodorum SN15 is the source of this 444-nucleotide messenger RNA. RefSeq lists its product as hypothetical. The coding region runs from base 1 to 444 and encodes 147 amino acids. Gene Ontology annotation, cellular component: mitochondrial inner membrane. The record is from RefSeq and is a predicted model, not a curated record. The transcript is spliced from 2 exons. Lineage: Eukaryota; Fungi; Ascomycota; Dothideomycetes; Pleosporales; Phaeosphaeriaceae. Gene Ontology annotation, biological process: mitochondrial respiratory chain complex IV assembly.
AUGGCGGACGACACAAGGCAGUCGGAGGAGCAGGUAGCGCCUCGCCCACGCGCGCCUGCAAACAUCAUGCCCGGCGGCACAGCACACACAGCGGGCGGUGAAAAGACAGAUGGCGGGGGCCCGAGCUAUAUCGAUGCAGUACGCAGUCUCGGUCCAGAAUACUAUAUGAACUUCCACAAGCGGCCGUGUGUGCGAGACAGUCAAUUGCAAGGACUGGCAGCCGGAUUUGCGGGUGGCAGUUUGGCAGCGAUACUAGGGAAAAAGGCUGGAAUUAAGCAAGCGCAAGAACUCAUGGAGAAGAAGCGAGCGACGAUCGAAGCGAAGAAGGAAGCCAGGAGACGGGCAAGAGAGGAGCACGAUCGACAGGAACAAGCGCGGAGACUCGAAGAAGAGAGAAGAAAGUCAUGGGGAUACUGGUACGAAAAGAACCUCAAGUUCUGGUAG